Molecule: messenger RNA, 1115 nt
Organism: Cuscuta campestris
Lineage: Eukaryota; Viridiplantae; Streptophyta; Magnoliopsida; Solanales; Convolvulaceae
Source: the annotation of a GenBank genome assembly
UCCGAUCCUUCUUUCUCAUAUCUUCAUUCCUUUCAGAUCUCGAUUCUACAGAAUUUCAAAUUUUGAUAAAAAUGGCAACCCCCGAUCAACAGAAGUUCCACGUUCUUGCCGUCGACGACAGCGUCAUCGACCGGAAGCUGAUCGAGAGGCUGGUGAAGGCGGCUUUCUCCGGCGACGAGGUGACCGUGACGGUGGUGGAUUCCGGGACGAAGGCCCUCCGGGUGGUGGAGGAAGCGGAGGUGAAUCUGAUCAUCACCGAUUACACCAUGCCCGGAAUGACCGGCUACGAUCUGCUCCGGGAGAUCAAGGGCUGCUCCGCCUUCAAACACAUCCCCGUCGUGGUGGUGUCAUCGGAGGACGUGCCGUCGAGGAUUCGCAGCUGCCUUUCGGAGGGCGCCGAGGAGUUCUGCCUCAAACCCGUCCGGCUGUCCGACGUCAAGCCGCACCUCUUGAACGCCGCCUGCAGAGGAAAGCCGGCGGCCGGACUGAAUCCCGCAAUUUCGGGAACCGCUUGAUUUAUCGGAAAUCUGGGAAUUAGUUACUCGCUCAGAGUAUUUUUAGUGUGUAUAUGUUGAAAGAAGAGUAAGGGGCUGUUUGUUUCAUCCCCUUAAUGGUUCAGAUGUCUGAAUGGUUCAGCACUUAAUGGUUCAGACUGUUUGUUUCAGCCUCUUAAUGGUUCAGAUGUCUGAAUGGUUAAGAGAUUUGCCUCUGAAUGGUUAAGUAUUAUACAGAGUCUGAAUAGUUAAGACCUCUUAUCUGAAUUGAUCAGACAUUUGCCUCUGAAUAGUUAAGCAAUAUACUAGCUCUUAAUGGUUCAGAUGUCUGAAUGGUUAAGAGAUUUGCCUCUGAAUGGUUAAGUAUUAUACAGAGUCUGAAUAGUUAAGACCUCUUAUCUGAAUUGAUCAGACAUUUGCCUCUGAAUAGUUAAGCAAUAUACUAGCUCUUAAUGGUUCAGACCUCUUACUGGUUCAGCACUUAAUGGUUCAGACCUCUUACUGGUUCAGCACUUACCCAUUCAGAAGUUGCCAAACAGCCCCUAAGAGUACAAGUUUUCUUUGUAUGCAGCGCAUAAAACGUCCAUUUGUGCCAACUUUGAAUAUAUGGAGUAAUAUUUU